Salvia miltiorrhiza (redroot sage) is the source of this 1586-nucleotide messenger RNA. RefSeq names its product 6,7,8-trihydroxycoumarin synthase-like. Gene Ontology annotation, molecular function: heme binding; iron ion binding; oxidoreductase activity, acting on paired donors, with incorporation or reduction of molecular oxygen. The transcript is spliced from 2 exons. Bases 80 to 1393 code for a protein of 437 amino acids. NCBI's taxonomy places the organism in Eukaryota, Viridiplantae, Streptophyta, Magnoliopsida, Lamiales, Lamiaceae. The record is from RefSeq and is a predicted model, not a curated record.
ACAACAUUGUUAGUAUUUAUACACUAAUAAUUCAUGCUCUCCAUAUCUACACUCUCAAAUCUCAAGCACAAAUUUCACAAUGAUCCUUGUAUUAUCAUUAUCCAUAUUUCUUCCCAUAAUCUUCAUCUAUUUCCUCGGCAAAACUCGAAAAACAACAAAAUCAAACCUCCCGCCGGGUCCCCCGCGGCUGCCGUUGAUCGGAAACCUCCACCAGGUCGCCACUGCCGGCGACCUACAUUUCUACCUAUGGCGCCUUUCCAAGAAAUACAACUCUCCUAUCCUUCACAUGAAAUUAGGCUCUCGCCCUCUAAUCGUUGUUUCCUCGGCAAAAUUAGCAAAAGAAGUGAUGGAAACUCAAGAUUUGGCAUUUUGUAGCAGACCGAAAUCCACUGUUAUGCAAAAACUAACAUACCAAUACUCAGACAUAGCCUUCUCACCAUGCAGCGAUAAUUGGAGAGAGAUGAGAAAAUUCAUAACCAUUCAUCUCUUGAGCACCAAAAAGGUUCAAUCUUUCCGCCCCAUUCGCGAAGACGAAGUCUCUCUUAUGAUCGCCAACAUCUCCAAAUCUGCUUCCUCUCAUCAGGUUGUGAAUUUGAGUGAGAUGGCAACGGCUAUCAGCUGCAGUUUGGUAUGCAGAAUUGCUUUCGGCAAGAGAUACAACAAUCACGAAAUGAGGCGAUUCAACAAUCUUAUAGAUGAAUUUGGGGCAAUAUCGCUCAAAUUCUUUGUGUCUGAUUACGUUCCUGCUCUCGGUUGGGUGGAUAAACUCGUUGGAUCGACGAAGAGGCUCCAUAGGAUUUUCGAGAAUCACGAUUCGUUCUAUCAGGAGCUCAUCGACGAGCAUCUUGAUCCGAGGAGGGCGAAGAAGAAGGAGGAGGAGAAAGAUAUUCUUGAUACUUUGAUCAAGCUUAAAGAAGACAAGUCUUCUCCCAUUGAUCUCAAUUGGAAUAGCAUCAAAGCCCUACUAUUGAACAUAUUUGUAGGUGGUGCAGGGACAAGUGCCACGUCAACCAUAUGGGCAAUGACAGCACUGAUUAAAGCUCCCAACGUCAUGAAAAAGUUGCAAGCAGAAAUCAGAAAUUCGAUAGGCAAAAAAGGCAAAGUAGAUGAAGAUGAUCUGCCCAAACUUCCCUACCUAAAAGCAGUCAUCAUGGAGUCUUUCCGUCUAACCCCUUCUGUCCCACUUCUUGCACAAAGAGAAGCAAUUAAAAAGAGCAUACUAGAUGGCUACGAAAUUCAACCCAAAACAAACGUGUAUGUUAACACAUGGGCAAUCUCAAGAGAUCCCAAGUAUUGGGAAAAUCCGGACGAGUUCAUGCCUGAGAGAUUCUUGGAUAGCAAUAUCGAUUUAAAAGGAAAAGAUUUUAUACUCACUCCCUUUGGAUCGGGCUGAAGAAUAUGCCCUGGCAUGGUUAUGGGGCUAGUGAAUGUGGAGCUUAUUGUUGCAAAUUUGCUCUAUAGUUUUGAUUGGGAAUUGCCGUUGGGGAACCGACCAGAAGAUGUCGAUACAACUUCUGUGUCUGGAGUCGCAGUGGCAAAGAAAAAUGCUCUUCUACUUGUUCCUCAUAAAUAUGGUACUGUUUAGG